AUGGCAGGGGAAGGGGAGCUCAACCGUGUCAUCAAGGACCUGCAGAAGACUGUGGCCGAGCUGAAAUGCAGCUACCAGGAGCAGAACAUGCCGGUGACAGACGGGAGCCGGGAGCUGCACAGCCUCUGUGCCCAGCUAGAGUUCCUCCUCCAGUUUGACCUCAAGGAGAAGAGGAGCUUCUUUGGGCAGCGCAAGGACUAUUGGGACUUCUUGUGCCAGGGCCUGGCACGGUGCCGGCAGGAGCAUGAAGGCAUUCACUUUGUCACCUCCCUGGACAAGCUGAAGACCCCUGUGGGCAGGGGCCGAGCCUUUCUGCGGUACUGCCUGGUGCACCGGCAGCUGGCAGAGUCCCUGCAGCUCUGCCUCCUGGACCCUGAGAGCCUCUGCGAGUGGUACUACGCCCGUAGCCCCUUCCUGAGCCCCAAACAGCGAGCAGAGAUCCUGGGCAGCCUCUAUGAGCUGGACUGUGUCACCUUCCACCUGGCUCUGUACAGAAGUGACCUGGACACCGCCUGGCCCAUGUUCUCUGAGCCACUGGUACGGCCCAGCCCGGUGAUGAGGAGCAGCCCAGCAAAGACAGCCCUGCAGACAGACAGGAUCAGCACUGUGGCACAUGGAUGGUCUGAUGGCACUGGCCAUCCCACUGUGGCACUCCAUGGGCCACAAGCCCAUCCCUGCCCACCCACUUGGGCUGCCCUGCAGGCAGGGAGUGUGCAAGUGGAAGAUAUAGAGGAAGAUGCAGAGGAUGGGGAGGUGAAGAAGGACAUGGAAGAAGAGGAUGAAGAGGAAGUGGAGGAGGAUGACAGUAAGGAUACAAACAAGGUGAAGGUGGAGGAUGUGGAAGUGGACUUGGAGGAGGAUUUGGAAGAGAAGCAUGAAGAGUUGGAGGAGGAUGAGAAGGAGAUGAAGGAUGUGGAUGUAGAGGAACUGCAGGAUGCACAUGGCGCUGGCAAAGCAGCUGGCAUGUCCCCACUGUCCAGUGGCACAAGGUGCAUGCUGGGGUCCCUGUCACUGGUGCCCAGGCAGCCGGGUGGCACAGAGGAGUCCCUGCAGGCGCUGGUGUCGCAGUUGCGGGCCGAGCUGGGGCAGCGGGAGGCGGCGGCCCGGGCGCUGGCGGCGCGGCUGGCGCGGGCAGACCGGCGGCAGCGGCGGCAGGAGGAGGGCAGCGCCCGGCAGGCACAGCUCUGGGCACGCCAGGAGGAGGCUCUGCGGGAAACCAACGCCUUCCUGCAGCGGGCACUGGAGGCAGCGGUGGCAGCGGGGGACCCGGGGGCACUGGCACGGGCACAGGAGGAGGCACGGAGCUGGCAAGAAGUGGCAGAGGAGCGGGGCACCCAGCUGGCCAGGGCGCGGGCAGAGGCGGCGGCGCUGACAUCGCGCCUGCAGGAAUGCCAGGAAGCGCUGGUGGCGGCAGGACGGACGGACGUGCCGAAGGAUGCUGGUACCUCGGAUGAGGUGGCUGCCGUGGAGGAGGUGCUGCGGCAGGCACUGGAACUCGCCCGUGCUCCCCAGGAGCCCCCACGAGUCCCCCAGGCAGAAGGGGAGCCCAGCUCGGUCACCAGCAUGGCCAUGCGCUUGGCCAGCCUGGCUGCCGCAGCGCAGGAGGAGACGUGGCAGAGCCGGCAGCAGCUCCAGGCCCAGCGACAGGAGAUGGCACGGCUGCAGGAGGAGCUCAGCAGGGCCCGGCAGGACGGCGAGCGCUGGGCAUCGGCGCUGCAGCGGGCGCAGAGGGAGGCCCUGGAGCGGGAGGCGACGCGCGGCGCCGAGCAGGCACGGCAGCAGGAGCUCAUCCGCGACAUGAAGGGGCGGCUGCUGGAGCUGCUGCGGGAGAAGGAUGCCCUGUGGCAGAAGACAGAGGGCAUUGACAGCCCGGUGCCCGGCCCGGUGCCCCGCGACCCAGGGCUGUGUGCCCGCUGCCACAAGGAUUUCCGCCUCCUCUCCCGGCGGUACAGCUGCAGGCUGUGCCAGGGCAAGGUGUGCCACUCCUGCUCCGUGGACAUGGGCAAGCACGGCCGCUGCUGCCUGAUUUGCUACCAGCAGAGGCACCCGCAGGCCACAUGAGCGGCACAGCAGCCCUGGCACCAUGUCUGGGACACCUCCUGCCCUGGCUGCCUCCCCUUGGACUUAUCGGGGUGUCCAGGGCCUGCAUGCAGGUCCUGCUGCCCAGCAUUUUGGGUUUGACAUGUGUCUUUCUUGCGGCUGGUCCAUAAAGAGGAAAACUACUCAUUUCUGCUA
This is a messenger RNA of Zonotrichia albicollis (white-throated sparrow), 2235 nucleotides long. The record is from RefSeq and is a predicted model, not a curated record. NCBI's taxonomy places the organism in Eukaryota, Metazoa, Chordata, Aves, Passeriformes, Passerellidae.